Messenger RNA from Drosophila eugracilis, 1396 nucleotides. Its product is annotated as lysosomal aspartic protease. Gene Ontology annotation, molecular function: aspartic-type endopeptidase activity. Gene Ontology annotation, cellular component: lysosome. NCBI's taxonomy places the organism in Eukaryota, Metazoa, Arthropoda, Insecta, Diptera, Drosophilidae. The record is from RefSeq and is a predicted model, not a curated record. Gene Ontology annotation, biological process: proteolysis; cell death. The transcript has a single exon.
AUGAAAGAGACACUACCAAUUAUUCUUUCUCUACUUUUCCUAAUGGCCAUUGAAAAUUCAAUGGGCCAACUUAAGAGGACUCCCAUCGUUCGGCAGAUAAAUCAGAACAAGACCCAUGCCAAUGUGAAGGCAGAAAAGAUCAUUUUGGCUGCCAAGUACUCGCUGACAGACAAAUAAUCAUCGCAAACCACGCAGAUACUGGCCAACGGAUUCAAUCUGGAGUACACCAUUCGGCUCUGUAUCGGAACUCCGCCGCAGUGCUUCAACCUUCUAUUCGAUACUGGAUCCUCCGAUCUGUGGGUACCUAGUGUAAAGUGCGCGGCAUCCAACGAAGCCUGUCAGGUUCACAAUAAGUACAAUUCAAGUGCCUCUAGUUCCUACGUGGCGGAUGGAAGAGGUUUUUCUCUUCAGUACGGCACAGGCAGCUUCUCAGGAUUCCUAUCCACGGACACUGUGGACAUAGUCGGUAUGGUGAUUAAAAACCAGACUUUUGUAGAGGCCGUCGAAGAGCCGGGUACAACCUUUGUGGAUACUAUUUUUGACGGCGUUAUUGGAAUGGCCUUUGCAUCUCUCUCUGGUGGACUGACUACGCCGUUUGACAAUAUCAUCCAGCAAAGAUUAAUCCAACGGCCAGUGUUCUCCGUCUAUCUCAGACGUGAAGGCACCUCAGAGUUUGGCGGUGAAGUCAUCUGGGGAGGAGUCGAUCGGAGUAUCUACAGGGGAUGCAUCAACUAUGUUCCCGUCUCAAUGCCUGCCUAUUGGCAGUUUACGGUUAACUCGGUGAAAGUCAACGACAACCUGCUCUGCAAUGGAUGCCAGGCCAUAGCAGAUACUGGCACCUCACUAAUCGUGGUCCCUCUUAAGGCCUACAAUUCCAUCAAUAGACUUCUCAAUGCCUCGGAUAAUGGAGAAGGAGAGGCCUUUGUGGACUGCCAAAGACUCUGCAACCUGCCAAAGGUUCUCCUGAAUAUUGGAGGCACAACCUACUCUCUGAAUCCAAAGGAUUACAUCUACCAAGUCCAGGACAAUAACAAUAAAACCCUCUGCUUAUCCGGCUUUACGUAUUUACAGGGAAACCUACUAUGGAUUCUCGGAGAUAUUUUCCUAGGAAAGGUAUACACGGUGUUCGAUGUGGGCAAUGAGAAAAUUGGAUUUGCUAAGCUAAGGAAAAACUCUACUGAUAGUAGGGUUAAGACCAGCUAUGUUAAGCUACCCUCUAGCUAUGGUUUUGAUUACUAUAGCUACGGCGCUGAAUACUCUGGAUUUUUUACAUAAGUAUAUUGAAAAAAUAAGAUAGAAACAGAUAGAAUGAAAGAUAGACCCACGUUCUUUUCUGGUCAAACACCUCAUGUCAAAACAGCUGAAUAAAAUUAAAUAAAAUCAAAUAUUUGGUUAA